Molecule: messenger RNA, 3318 nt
Organism: Labrus mixtus (cuckoo wrasse)
Lineage: Eukaryota; Metazoa; Chordata; Actinopteri; Labriformes; Labridae
Product: oocyte zinc finger protein XlCOF6-like
Exons: 4
Coding region: 176-2611 (811 amino acids)
Biological process (GO): regulation of transcription by RNA polymerase II
Cellular component (GO): nucleus
Molecular function (GO): RNA polymerase II cis-regulatory region sequence-specific DNA binding; DNA-binding transcription activator activity, RNA polymerase II-specific
Source: RefSeq, a predicted model, not a curated record
AUUCGGCGACGCACAGUCCACCAUGUUUGACAGUGAACGUUGGGUUUGAAACGAAAGAUAAAGUUGUUGUGUUAAACUAAGAACUGAGUCUGAUUGAAGUUGAAGAUUUAGUUUAAAAUGUUCACGAAGCUGUCGGGCGAACUUCGCUGAGUUCGUAACUCGACUGAAGAAAACAAUGGAGACGAAGUUCGGCAGCGAAGUGGCGUCGAUCGUGGAAGUCGCCAUCCAGGCUACCGUGUGUGUUUUCAGGGAUGUCUGCGAGAAAGAAGCGCCAAACUCCGAGUGGCAGGAGGCGAAGUUGGGCGAAGUUCAGGAGAUAGAGAAGAGUCUGGUGGUCCAGAUCCACAGGGUGUUCGCGGAGUUCUCCUCCGAGCUGUUCGAGGAGAACGAGGCUCUGCGGGCCAAAGUGGAGCAGCUGGAGGAUGUGCUGCAGAGGAAAGCCGGGCAGCUGGAGCAAGAGCUGGAGGCCAGGGUGGGUCAGCUGGGCAAAGACAUGGAGGAGCUGGAGCAGGAGCUGAAGAGCAUCAGUGAAGGGGGCAGCAAGACACAGGGGGGACCGACCCAAAUCCUGCUGCAGGACGGAUCAGUGAUGGGCACAGAGGCGUCUGUCUCCACUCCUGCAGCUUCUCCUCCGGUUCCCGCGGAGGAGUCCACCCUGAACCUUCCUCCGGCUCCAUCAGAGAGCGACGGCGUUGCCUCCUGCUCCGCGGCCGUGCCCGCCAUCGACCUAAACGCUGCGACUGCACCGAUGAUGUUCGUCGGGGGGGUCGGCUCAGCUCCCACAGCGCUGUCGGAGGGCGACAAAGAAGUCGUCGAUCAGCCGCCCGCUCCAUCGACGGCUCCUGAUCCUACAGGGACAGCCGCCUCGCCAGGAUCUUCUCCUACCCGGGAAGUCUCCAGUCCAGAAUCCAACAACGUCAGCGGUGUCGACUCAGCGCAAGAAAAGAUAUCUGCGGAAGAGGCACCUUCAGGGAGAGCGAGGAGAAUCAGGAGACCAACGUCUAAAGUCCUAGAAGCGUCCAUGGUGCAAAGCGCUGAGGAGAAUAAAACCAGGUCAGGUGGCGUGCAGGGCAGGAGGCUUUCAAAGAGCGAGCCUCAGACUGUGAAGCGGUUCCCCUGUGAGCUUUGCAGCGCCAGUUUUCAUUGGAAAGGUGAACUGAAGAAACACGUGAAGGUCCAUAAGCAGCCGGUUCCUUGUGAGCAGUGUGGCAAAAGCUUCCUGGAAAAGAAGUCUCUGGAGAAUCAUCUCCUGCGUCAUGAGACACACAAAGCCCCGCUGCCCUUCCCCUGUCCUCAGUGUAAGAGGUCGUACCGCAAAGAGCAGUCGCUGCAGAAUCACCUGAAGCGUCACGAGCGGCUCACGCCGCCCAAACCGUUCUCCUGUGAUCAGUGCGGGAAGACUUUCAGAAUAAAAGCAUCUCUGGAGAAUCACCUGCUGCGCCACGAGAAGUGGAAGCAGAUGUUGAAGUGCAUGCUCUGCGAUAAGACCUUCAAGCUGCCGGUGCAGCUGAAGGGUCACAUGGCGGUGCACUCGGAAGAGAGACCGUUCAGCUGCGCCACGUGCGGGAAAGAGUUCAAGAGUAAAGACACGCUGCGCUUCCAUCAAAUGGUGCACACAAACGCCAGAAAAUACAAAUGCACAAUGUGCGAGGAGGCUUUCAAAUACGCGCACUCGCUGACCGUGCACAAGAGGAAGCACACGGGCGACACUCCGUUCAUAUGCUCCGUGUGCGGCCGCUCGUACAGGACCGGCACGGCUCUGAAGAGACACAGCCUGGUCCACACGGGAGAGAAACCGUUCACCUGCCACAUAUGCGGAGCCCGGUUCAGCCUGAACAACAACCUCAAGAGGCACCUUCGCAUUCACACGGGGGAGAAGCCGUUUACCUGCCAGGAGUGCGGCAAGAGCUACUCCGACAACAACAAGCUGAAGUCUCACAUGCUCGUCCACGGCGCCAGAAAACCUUUCAUGUGCGACCUGUGCGGGAAGACGUUCCUCUUCAACUGCAGGCUGCUCAUCCAUCAGAAGUACGUGCACGCCGACAGGAACGAGGACACAGACGGCACACAAAGAGUCUUGCAGGCCAGAAAGCGGAACAAGUCGCUGGUUAAACCGUUCAGCUGUAAGAUCUGUCUGAAGGGUUUCAGCGCUGCGUGCUCCCUCAAGCUUCAUGAACGAGGUCACAGCGAGCACAAGGAGUUCAACUGCGGCAUCUGUGGGAAGUCUUUCCAUAACAAAUACUCUUUUGGAUAUCACCAGAGAAGCCACUCGGGGGAGAAGCCGUUUGUGUGCGAUGUGUGCGGGAAGAGGUUUUUCCACGCUGGCAGUCUGAAGCAGCACGAGCGGAUUCACACCGGGGAGAAACCGUACAAGUGCGACCAGUGCGGAAAAUCCUUCAGAACAGACGGAAACUUCUACAGACACUUGAGGAUCCACACGGGGGAGAAACCAUUCGAAUGUUUGUACUGUCACAGGAAGUUCCACCAGUCGAAUCAGCUCAAGUCGCACAUGCAGGUCCACACGGGGCAGAAGCUCUACCCGUGUCAGCAGUGUGGCCGCGGCUUCUCGGAUUCAAGGCAGCUCAAAAAACACAGCUGUGACGGCUCGUAGUCGAGGUGACGCCGCACUGCAGAGUCCACCACAACGCUCACGCUUCAUCCAUUUGUCAUUAAUGAAACAGUGGUGCGUUGUAUCAAGGGAGACUAAAUAACUUGAGUUUGAUCUUGAAAUCUAGCUUAGCUGAAGUAGACAAAAUAACCUAAAAAGUUCUGUCUUAAACUGUCAAUGAGAGCUGUUUCUAUUUGCUCAUAAAUCACACAGACAGAAGUUUAAUCCAUUCCAGUUCAAAGAAUAUUCUUUUUUUUUUUACAAUUACUUUGUGAAACUACAAAACAUUUGCUUUAAUAACUUCAUAACAGCUAAAAUAUAAAAAAAAUUAAAUAAAGUGGCAGUAGCUGAAAUAGUUUGCUCAUUUAAGGCCUCUGUUUACUCUCCCUUGUUAUUGCUCCUGAUGUGCUUGAGUUCAAGAAUCAAUCCAAAUUCAUUCAUACCGUACAAAUAGUCACAGCUCAGCUCUUUUUCAGAGUAGAGGAACAAAGUUUUGUUCUGGUCUUUCCAAUACCUUUGUUUUCCUCUUUAUUUUUCAAACGCUUAAUGAAUAGAAAACAUUUUCCGACUAAGAGCUAUUAAGAUGUAAUUAUUUUUUAAGGAAAACGUUCAAAUGGUGAAAUGUUUUCUAAUUAUAUUAUUUCUGUUUGAUAAGGCUCUGUUUCUAUUUUCUCUGUUUGUUGUUGCAAUAAAACAAUAUGCAAAUCGAA